UUGUAAACAGAAGGUUCGUCCGUUGUAAAUAACAAUCUGGCAACAAGGCGUCACAGUUGGGUCUCGGAAAAUGGCGUCAGCUAAGUUUCUCGAGGAAGCUCUGAGUACAGAUGUUGAUGAAUCGGCCGUAAGUGCAAUCGUGGGCUCCUUGGAGAAUCAACUCGUCACAUCAACGCCUCCGGUGUCAUCUCAAACGGGCUCAGCCGUCGUGAUUAAUCAGAACCACGUAAAUAGUGCAAUAUCAAACGGCGGGACUGUAGCCCCGCAGAAACAUGGGACUAUAACCAACGGUGAUUCGAUCACGAACGAUGGAAACAAACAAGUGUCGAACAAUAGCAAUGCUAACGCGAUGAUAAUAAGCGGCAACGCGGGUCCAGUGACUACUACCUAUGUGAAUCAAAGUGCACCCGUAGACACAAACACGAAACCCCCGGAGGGGCAGAGCGUCAAAUUAGUGUACAGCCAAGGCCAGACCAAUCAAGUCAUGUCGUCCUCGGGUACGGCUAUACUCCAAAACCGAGUAACUCUUCCGAACGGUACCAUCAGCCUUCCACAACAAACGGUCCUUCAAACGGCCCCCACGAACGUCCAAAGCAUUCAAAAUAAACAGCAGACGCUCGUGUUGAAAACCAGCGGUGCACCAGGAGCGCCCGGACUGGUCACCGUACCGAUGAAUGUAGCUUCGUCCGUGGGCCAGGCUAAUAACGUAGGUAGCCCUAGCACGCAAUCCCCAAAUAUCCUUUCUAAUCUCCAGGUGGUCAAUGUGCGACCUGGAGUUCCUCAGCAGCAGAAAGGACAACCAGCUCGUGUAGUGCUAAGUGCACCUCAGUUAGUCGGGGCCCGUCCUGGGACUCCACAAUUAACCUUACAAAGCUUUCAUGGUUUACAACCCGGCCAGCAGGGAGCAUUGUUACUCAAGACUGAAAAUGGACAGUACCAGCUGCUCAGGGUGGGACCGGCUCCUGUCAACACCUCCCAAACCACAGGACCACAGGUUACUUUCCGCAUGCAGACCGUACAAACGACUACAACGGCACCUAAUCCUGCACAAGCCGGUGCCACAACGACCGUUUCAACUGCUUCACAAAGUGUUCAACAGGGACAAGUACAAGUACAGGUCCAGAGACCUGCAAACGAUAAUACCAAAGAAAAAUGUAGGAAAUUUCUCGCGAACCUCCUGGAAUUGUCGAGUAGGGAACCCAAAUCGGUGGAGCGGAGCGUUCGGCAGCUAAUCCAAGAGCUUAUCGAUAACAAGGUGGAACCCGAAGAUUUUUGCGACAAAUUAGAGCGGCUUCUAAACGCAUCCCCACAACCGUGCCUAAUAGGAUUUUUGAAGAAAAGCCUCCCGCUUCUGCGGCACUCUUUAGCCACGCAGGAGCUCAGCAUAGAGGGCAUCCGCCCGCCGCCCACGAACGCGGUCUUCACGAUAGCGGGCGCCUCGCCGACCGUACAAACCGUGAGGCCGGCGGGCAUACAGCCCAACCAGGUGCGCAUCGUGACGCCCGUCACCACCGUCGUACGACCCGGCCAAGUGAUACAACAACGUCUGGUGGCCCCGAUCAGGGCGCCGGCCCAACAAACCAGAAUGGUCACGUCCAUACGACAGCCCGCCAUAGCCAACAACGUGAUCGUAUCGACGUCUCAACCGCCUGCGUUGCAUCCGGUGUACCCGAACGGCCAGCAACCCGUCCGGACGGGGAUCAUUAGGCAACCGGUACAGGUUAGGACCUUAGCGCCCGGCCAGAUAAGGCCGCAAGUGCCCGUUCGAUCGGCGACGCCGUUGCAGAAGCAGGGCGGCGCCGUCAAGCAGCAGGGGAUUAAACCGUCAGUGCCUUCCACCGUUAAGCCAUUAGCCAAAGAAAAGGAGAAGAAGACGUUCUCGUCGGCGUACACGGGCGACGAUGACAUCAACGACGUGGCCGCCAUGGGCGGCGUCAACCUCAUGGAAGAAACCCAGAAGAUAUUGGGUUCCACCGAAUUCGUCGGCACCCAGAUUCGAUCGUGUAAAGAAGAAGUCAUGUGUUCGAUGCCACCUCUACAACAAAGGAUCCGCCUGGCGAUGAGCAAGCACGGCUUAGAAGAACCGAGUAACGACGUGGCCGCUUGCAUAUCGCACGCGGCGCAAGAGAGACUCAGAGAUCUGAUCGAGAAACUGUCGGUUAUUACAGAACAUCGGCUCGACACGUGCGUCAAAUACCAUCCGAAAUACGAAGUAACGAACGAUAUUAAAGGUCAAUUAAAGUUUCUGGAAGAGCUCGACAAGGCCGAACGGAAGCGACACGAAGAGAUGGAGCGCGAGGUGCUGUUGCGGGCGGCGAAGAGCCGAUCGCGAACCGAGGAUCCCGAACAGGCGAAGCUCAAGGCGAAGGCCAAGGAAAUGCAGCGAGUGGAAAUGGAGGAGUUGAGACAGCGAGAAGCCAACGCGACCGCCUUGCAGGCCAUCGGUCCCAGGAAAAAACCCCGGUUGGACGGUGACGUUUCCAACGCAUCGCAGCCUAACGCUACGGGUGUGGUCGGGGGGCCGAGGGGCCAGCUGCCGUUGCGGCAGCGCAUGAAGAAGGUGACGUUGCGCGAUCUCCAGUUCCUCUUCGAGACCGAACGGGACCUCUGCAAAAGUAAGCUCCUGUACAAGUCGUAUCUCAAGUGAUGCUCGCUCCAUCUCGUCUGUGUUGUGAUAAAUACGUGGGAACCUAGUGGGCCAUCUGUUGUUUAAAAAUUUUAUCGGGAAAAAAAAAUAAUAAAUAAUGGGGCGUAUGAAGCGUUUUCGAUGGGCUCGAAUCGCGGCGAUGCCGGAAAAGUGGUAGAAAAAAAAAUGGUAGUUGUUGUUUUUAAUUGGAACGUUGAUUAAAUCGAUUUUUUUAUUAUGAUUAUUUUGUGGUAUUACAUUGAUUUUUCUUAUAUGUUUUUUUUAGUGUUAAAAUUAUAUUUUUUUUAAACCGCGUUUUUUGGUAACUUUUUAUUCUUUAAGUAAACAUUCCGGAUAUAAUUAGAAGAUCUCGAAAAAAAUUCGGUAAAAAUUUUUUCCCACUUUUCCACAAAUUGAGUUCCUUGCGCUGAUUCCCCCCCGAAUAUUAUAUUUUAUUUUUUACAUAACGGACAAGACGAUAUCAGCACUUGAAAUAUUUUUAUAGCCGUGUUAUUGAAUAUAUUCGUUGUAGAGCUGGUUUCUUAAUCGAAUUUUGGCUUGCGUCGAUUUUAUGUGUUGUUUUUAAGUACAUCUAGUAAGAGUAAAACGGAAUUACGGCAAUCAAAGACGACUGAUAUUGCCGAUAUUUCACCCGAAAAUCGAUAUUACGUGUAAACAAAACUAAUUGCAAAUUUAUGGUUUGCUUUUGGUAUCGAUAUAUUAUCAGGUGACAAUUACAUAAAAUUCUUCGUGAUUUCUUUAACGGAACAAUAUCUGGUGAACGACGAAUCUUAUAAAAAACUAAUCAAACGAGCGAAAUAAUCGUUGUUUUGCAUCAAAACAAAAAAAAAGUGGUACAAGUGAUUGUUUGCAGCCUUUACAUAAGAAGCUUCGUAUUUUCUUACUUAUUGGUACUAAAAUGAUAAAGAUAAAGGGAAAAUGUUGAGGUUUUUUGUUAACGCAUUCAAGUAGGUGCCGGUUGGCCGUUCGGAAUUCUCAUCGUUGUCUCGUUAAAACAUUACUCAGAACGUUUCUACACAGUGCAAUAUAUUGCAGCAUUUAUUGCAGUAUAUUGCACCGGUGAAUACGCUCUAUGAGGUUAAUUUUAAUUAUAUUGGUUUUUCGUUAUUGCAUUAGUGGUCAAGGACAAAUUAGGUAGUUUUUAGUAGUGUCUAGUCAAUACUUGUCUUCUUUUCUAACAAAAAAAUCGACGAACUAGAGCUCUUUAAGUAAUUUACUUAAGAUAUAAUUAGUGUAAUCAUUAAUUAGAUCGGGUGAAACAUUCGAAACGUUCCUUGAUGUCUUUUUCAGAGGCUAAUACGUGUGUAUAAAGAAUAUCUAUCGUAUUGUACUUAACAAAAAAAAUGUAUAAUUUCCUCUAUAUUUAGGUUUGAAAAUUAGUUUAAAAAAUACGUGCCCCUUACUAACAAUUUUCUGUGAUAAAGAUUCUAAAAAAACUAAAAUCUAAUUCUUUAGUACCUUUCGUAAUUAAUUUGUUAUUAAUGUUAUGCGGCGUAGAAAGUUGUUUUCCCGAGGGCUUUUCACAACGAUGAGAAUUGUUUCCGAUGAGCGAACCUGUUGUUGAAGAUGUUGCCCAUCUUCUUUUUUGUAAUAUAAAAAAAUGAAUAAGAAAAGAAAUAUCAAAAAGUUUUUCUACAAUGAUUCUGUAAAUAAUGUAGAUUUUUCUAAAUAACAAUUGUCGAUUUUUCUUUAUAAGAAAAUCUUUUAAAAGGAAAGGUAAUGUUAAAAAAACCUUGUAAUUAGUUGUAUAAUUGUUUUUUUUU
Phyllotreta striolata is the source of this 4410-nucleotide messenger RNA. The record is from the annotation of a GenBank genome assembly. Lineage: Eukaryota; Metazoa; Arthropoda; Insecta; Coleoptera; Chrysomelidae.